Fusarium redolens is the source of this 1310-nucleotide messenger RNA. RefSeq names its product FAD dependent oxidoreductase. NCBI's taxonomy places the organism in Eukaryota, Fungi, Ascomycota, Sordariomycetes, Hypocreales, Nectriaceae. The record is from RefSeq and is a predicted model, not a curated record. Gene Ontology annotation, molecular function: sarcosine oxidase activity; flavin adenine dinucleotide binding. Bases 98 to 1279 code for a protein of 393 amino acids. The transcript has a single exon.
UGACGAGUCUCAGAUUGGCAGCCAAAUCGACUUCUGUUCAUCCCUCAGAAAUCUUUCAAUUGUUUCUCGAUCACGAUCUUUCAUCAGUCUUCCGGCAAUGACAAACAACAACUUCCAGGUGGCCGUAGUUGGCCUCGGUGCUCUUGGUAGCGCAGCAGCCUAUCAAGCCGCCAUCAAAGGAGCCACUGUCAUCGGUUUCGAGCAAUAUGACUUUGGCAACAUCUACGGAUCUUCACACGACACAUCACGUAUCGUCAGAACUUCUUAUGGGUCACCAGACUAUGUAGCACUUGCUCGUGCAGCUUACAAGGACUGGGCUGAACUGGAACGUCGAAGUGGUCUUCGAAUGCUGACCAUCACUGGAGGUGUUGUCUUCUUCCCCAAACUGGCUGAUGAUGGAGCAUCUCUGAAUAAGUUCGAGAAAAGUAUGAGUGCUUCUGAGUUUAUGAGAAGCCUUGACGCAAACAAUAUCCCAUAUGAACUCCUCAGCUCUCAGGAAGUCGAGAAGCGAUGGCCUUCUUUCGACAUUGCGGAUGGUGUUCAGACCAUCUACACUGCCGAUUCGGGAAUUGUGCACGCUUCCAAAUCUGUGGCGGCAAUGCAAUAUCAAGCUCGCGCCAAUGGAGCUGUUCUCAAGGAAAAGACGCGCGUGGACGCAUUGAUCCCGGACUCCAACGGAAAAGGCAUGGCUAUCAAGACAUCCCGAGGACAAUUCCACGCCGACAAAGUAAUAUUGGCAUGCGACGCCUGGACCAACAAGCUCAUCGCUCCCCUUGGCACAAACAUUCCGCUCCAGAUCAUGCAAGAACAGGUCACCUACUACAAGCCAGCCGAUGUAACGCCAUUCGACGAUACGAAAUUUCCUGUAUGGAUCUGGGCUGGUAACAAAUACUUCUACGGAUUUCCCAGUUACGGCGAGCCAACAAUCAAGGCAGGCCGUGACACAUCCAACAACUUCAUGACACCCGAGGAGCGAACCUUUGUUCCAUCUAAUGAUCUGUUCAACGAAUUGUCCUCUUUUAUGGGCGGUCUAAUACCUGACAAGGGCCAGGCCAUCCGAACAGUCACUUGUCAAUAUGCUAUUACGCCCGAUCGUCAAUUCGUUAUCAGUCCUCUUAAGAAUCAUCCAAAUGUCAUUGUGGGCUUAGGUGGAGGUCAUGCAUUCAAGUUUGCUCCAGCCAUUGGCCGUGUUCUGGCAGAGCUUGCGAUAGAUGGUGAGACGAAGGAGGAUAUCUCGAAUUUUGGCAUCCCUAGGGUAGGAGCAGAUAGCAAGCUUUAGAAGUAAUUAGCAUGCGUUAAUUAGAUAUCAC